AUGAAAUACAUUUUAAAGGAUGUUUGGUAUGUUUGUGGUGCAGAUGAGCGGUUAGCUCAGGUGACCAGCAGACAGUUGGAGGCUCUGUUUCAGUACUCGGUCACAGGAGACUCGGCGUACCUGCUGGCUGCACAGCGUCCCCUGAUGACGGCGCAGGACGAGGACGGAGACACUGGGCUCCAUCUGGCAGUUCUCCACAGCCAAAGGGAGGCGCUGAAGAGUCUGACUCAGGUCGUCUCUGCUCUGCCGGGAGAAGAGGUGCUCAACAUGAGAAACCACCUCUACCAGACUCCUUUGCACCUGGCUGUGAUCACUCAGCAGAGGGAGGCGGUGGAGGCGCUGCUGUUGGCCGGCGCCGACCCAACUCUGACAGAUCGUCAUGGCAACACGGUGUUCCACCUUGCGUCUCAGCUGGAAGGAGGAGGCGGAGGGAUGAUCCAGUUUUUACUGAAGCACAGAGAGCUGAGAGAGCUGCUGGAGCACACCAACACAGCAGGUCUGUGUGCGAUCCACCUGGCCGUCCUGGCCAAUCAGCUGUCGUCUCUCAGGGAGCUGUUGGAGGGCGGGGCCAACGUGGAGGCUCAGGAGCGCAGCUGUGGACGGACCGCCCUCCACCUCGCCACGGAGGCCGAGAACGUGUCGUUGGCCGGCUGCCUGCUGCUGGAG
Plectropomus leopardus (leopard coralgrouper) is the source of this 666-nucleotide messenger RNA. NCBI's taxonomy places the organism in Eukaryota, Metazoa, Chordata, Actinopteri, Perciformes, Serranidae. The record is from RefSeq and is a predicted model, not a curated record.